Messenger RNA from Sphaerodactylus townsendi, 1167 nucleotides. Its product is annotated as basic proline-rich protein-like. NCBI's taxonomy places the organism in Eukaryota, Metazoa, Chordata, Lepidosauria, Squamata, Sphaerodactylidae. The annotation marks the transcript as partial. The record is from RefSeq and is a predicted model, not a curated record. The transcript has 2 exons.
CCCCCCCCCCCCCCCCCCCCCCCCCCCCCCCCCCCACCCCCCCCCCCCCCCACCCCCCCCCCCCCCCACCCCCCCCCCCCCCCACCCCCCCCCCCCCCCACCCCCCCCCCCCCCCACCCCCCCCCCCCCCCACCCCCCCCCCCCCCCCCCCCACCCCCCCCCCCCCCCACCCCCCCCCCCCCCCACCCCCCCCCCCCCCCACCCCCCCCCCCCCCCACCCCCCCCCCCCCCCACCCCCCCCCCCCCCCACCCCCCCCCCCCCCCACCCCCCCCCCCCCCCACCCCCCCCCCCCCCCACCCCCCCCCCCCCCCACCCCCCCCCCCCCCCACCCCCCCCCCCCCCCACCCCCCCCCCCCCCCACCCCCCCCCCCCCCCACCCCCCCCCCCCCCCACCCCCCCCCCCCCCCACCCCCCCCCCCCCCCACCCCCCCCCCCCCCCACCCCCCCCCCCCCCCACCCCCCCCCCCCCCCACCCCCCCCCCCCCCCACCCCCCCCCCCCCCCACCCCCCCCCCCCCCCACCCCCCCCCCCCCCCACCCCCCCCCCCCCCCACCCCCCCCCCCCCCCACCCCCCCCCCCCCCCACCCCCCCCCCCCCCCACCCCCCCCCCCCCCCACCCCCCCCCCCCCCCACCCCCCCCCCCCCCCACCCCCCCCCCCCCCCACCCCCCCCCCCCCCCACCCCCCCCCCCCCCCACCCCCCCCCCCCCCCACCCCCCCCCCCCCCCACCCCCCCCCCCCCCCACCCCCCCCCCCCCCCACCCCCCCCCCCCCCCACCCCCCCCCCCCCCCACCCCCCCCCCCCCCCACCCCCCCCCCCCCCCACCCCCCCCCCCCCCCACCCCCCCCCCCCCCCACCCCCCCCCCCCCCCACCCCCCCCCCCCCCCACCCCCCCCCCCCCCCACCCCCCCCCCCCCCCACCCCCCCCCCCCCCCACCCCCCCCCCCCCCCACCCCCCCCCCCCCCCACCCCCCCCCCCCCCCACCCCCCCCCCCCCCCACCCCCCCCCCCCCCCACCCCCCCCCCCCCCCACCCCCCCCCCCCCCCACCCCCCCCCCCCCCCACCCCCCCCCCCCCCCACCCCCCCCCCCCCCCACCCCCCCCCCCCCCCACCCCCCCCCCCCCCCACCCCCCCCCCCCCCCACCCCCCCCCCCCCCCACCCCCC